AUCUACAGAAAUGGAGAGAAUCACAUGUAUGUCUCUUCUGCUCACAGCUGUGGUCAGUUCUUCUGCACGAGCUCCGCGUCAGUAUCACUUUGUGAAUCAGAAGAAGAGCUGGACUGAAGCUCAGAGUUACUGCAGAGAGAAAUACACAGAUCUGGUCACUAUCAGUGACAUGCAAGAACAGAAUGACAUUGAACAGGCCAUAAAGAGAGUGAACAGCAAUGCUGACCGUGUCUGGAUUGGACUGAAGAACUCAUGGAUAUGGUCUCUGAGUGACCCUGCCUUCUACAGAGGAAAUGAGUCUCAGUACAGGAACUGGGGAACAGAACAACCAAAUGGAGAUGGAGACUGUAUUUACAUGGAAUGUAAGUGUGGAAAUGCGAAUGAUCAUAAAGGACAGUGGCAUGAUGUAGACUGUAGUACAACAAGGCCUUUCAUCUGCUAUAAUGGCAGCAGUAAAGGAUUCAUCAUUGUACAGGAGCAAAAGAGCUGGACUGAAGCUCAGAAAUACUGCAGAGAGAGACACACAGAUCUGGCCAGCGUGAGGAAUCAGACUGAGAAUGAAGAGAUUCAGAAGAUCAUAGACCAAAACAUAACUUCAUGUAAUAAAGAUACUCAAGUCUGGAUCGGUCUGCACAGACUCUGGGUUUGGUCAGAUAACAGCACCUCUACAUUCACACACUGGAAAUCUAAUAGACCCGCAUCCAGAAACACUAAUCACGAUGACUGUGCAUUGAUUGAUCGCCAAGGCAUAUGGACAGAUGAGGAGUGUUCAGAAGAGCAUCCCUUUGUGUGUUAUGAUGAUAAUCUGGUUCUGGUCCGAGAGAAUAAGACGUGGACUGAAGCUCUGAGACGCUGCAGAAACAUGGACAUGGACCUGGUGUCGGUGGAUUCGGAUCAGAUGCAGCGAUGGGUGAAGAUCUUGUUGAUGAAAGUGAGUGCCUCCUCCGCUCACGUGUGGCUGGGUCUGCGUCACUCCUGCACAGUGGGGAUCUGGUUCUGGGUCAACGGUCAGACCGUGUGCUACGAUCAGUGGGCUUCUGGUUAUGACAUCGGACUGGACGAAUGUGAUCAGACGGUGAGAUCCGGAGCCAUUCGGACCCGUGAUAAUCACUGGAUCAGCCUUCCUGAAACUGAAGAAAUCAACUUCAUCUGCAUCAAGUACAUGUGAUCCAGAUUACAAUCAGAUUACUAAUAUUCAUACAUAUAAAAUAC
Messenger RNA from Carassius gibelio (silver crucian carp), 1212 nucleotides. RefSeq names its product C-type mannose receptor 2-like. The record is from RefSeq and is a predicted model, not a curated record. The transcript is spliced from 5 exons. NCBI's taxonomy places the organism in Eukaryota, Metazoa, Chordata, Actinopteri, Cypriniformes, Cyprinidae. Bases 11 to 1168 code for a protein of 385 amino acids.